Molecule: messenger RNA, 2255 nt
Organism: Nothoprocta perdicaria
Lineage: Eukaryota; Metazoa; Chordata; Aves; Tinamiformes; Tinamidae
Gene: PIK3R6
Product: phosphoinositide-3-kinase regulatory subunit 6
Exons: 18
Coding region: 54-2219 (721 amino acids)
Biological process (GO): G protein-coupled receptor signaling pathway; positive regulation of MAP kinase activity
Cellular component (GO): phosphatidylinositol 3-kinase complex, class IB
Molecular function (GO): 1-phosphatidylinositol-3-kinase regulator activity
Source: RefSeq, a predicted model, not a curated record
CCCUGCUGCGAGAGCUGGACGGACACCACUCGGCCUUCCAGUGUGACCGAGGGAUGCUGCGCUGGACCUUGCAUAAAAAGAUUGAUCAGAAUCCCAGUAACAGCUCCAUCCUGGUUGGGAUCCUGGUGAAAGAGCUGGAAAGGGCUGAAAGAGGUGACUACAGACAUUACAUCAUCCCCUUGCUGCAUACACUGAUGUAUGCAUUGAUAAAGGCUCCUUGCAUCUCUGAAGAUCUUUGCAGUCGGGUGUAUGAUUUCUGUAAGAAGAUGCUCACCCUGCCCAAGCCUUUCUGUACCAUUGGUUUGGACUAUGCUGCCAGGCUAAAAAUGGAAAGGAUUGCCCCAGGUAUGUUGUACCAAAGAAUGGUGAUUUCCGAACAAAGUCUUAAAAGUGACCCAUACCCUUAUCAGGAAAAGGUUUUCAUCUUUGCAGAUCCAGAGCUGCUCUCCAAAGCCAUCUGCAAUGCGCUGGUCAGUGACACAGAGGCUGCUCAGGUUUCUCAGAGCCCCCGGACAUGCAUGUCGUACGUGAUCAUCCAUGCCAUGCAGGCAAGCCUGGUCAAGGGCUGCGACAUCGGCRGCUUGAGGAGAAGCCUGCAGGACAUGCCCAUGAGUGAAGUAGAGCACUGGUUCCAGCAAGUGGUGAUGGCAGUCGAAUGCGCAGGAAGCGAGGUGAAUGCGGAUCGCAGCCAGCAUGUGGCGAGGCUGGAGGAGAUUUACCAUGCUCUUCUCAGCUCCAUGUCGGCAGGCAACCCUCCCUUAGGAGAGCUCCAGGGUAUCCCUCUGCCCAACCCCAACAUCAGCUUCCACCUCUGGACAGAAGAUGACCAGCUCUGGAAGGAACUGGUGCUAUUCAUCCGCCCGCUGUCCCAGAGCUGCGAGCCGGACAUGCUGAGCCAGGAACUGGACAACUUUGAGAUCCACGACAUCAUUUCGGACUGUGAGUGCUGCAAGCAGACCCGCUUCUCUGUGCUCUCUACUGACAGUGGCAUUGAGCGGGACCUGCCCACAGCGGCUGAGGAGCCCGUAGUCCCUUGCAGCACUGAGGCAGAGCAAUCCCGGCUCCAGAGGAAGGGUGGCAUUAAGAAAAGAGCAUCCCCGCUGGACAGCGUGGCCCUUCUGCAGGCAGGCUGCAGCAGUCCUGGGCUGAAGCCAGUGCCGAAGCUGCGGAGGAGGCUGGGCAUCACCGAGGAGUCCACGGCCCCUGUGCAGAAACGGCACACUGCCCGCAUCGUGCUGCUGGGGGACGAUCGCAUCCUGGGGCGCCUGGCCCAAGCAUACCACUCCUUGAGGAAACGAGAAACACGCCGAGUUUUCUUGACUCCAAAGCUGAACCUGCAGUUCUACCACAUCCCGGUUGUUACAGGGCAACCCGAUAUGUUGGCCACGGCGAACUGCCCUGCCACUGGCCAUGAGGAGCUCUGCGAGGUGGCUGGCUACCUGGGCAAAGCUGACCCGUGGUACGAGAGCAACAUCAACACGCUGUGCCACAUGAUACCCAAACUGGCCACCAUGCCUUCAUCUCCAAGUAAGCAUCUUGUGACUGACGUGUUCCUCACUGAUGUGAUCGCGUACUACGUCCGCAUGGGCAUCCAGCCUGUCUGUUUCCAGGUCUAUGCUGUGAAGGUUUUCUUCAAUGACCCAGCACAGGAGCCAGCUGAGGACGUGUUCCUCACAGAGCUAUGCACCCGCAUGCCGGAGAGCAACCCCCACAGAGAAUUAGCCAUGUCCAAGAAGAAAGUAACAUUGGAUGGCCCUGGUGUAGACCUCACAGUAACGUACAAAAAGGUGGGGGUGAGUGACCGGGUGAAGGAGGUGGCAAUGUCCCUACGCUCCACAGCUCUGGUGAUGAAAGCCAUCCCUGCUGAUGAGAUCCAAGAACUGRUGUGCCUGAACGUGAACAUCACUGAAAUUAUCAAGAGCAACAACUUGUCAGGAAAGUCGUUCUCAGCUGUGGCAAACAGGUUGAGAACACACAGCAUCAAAAUCAGGAGCACAGAGCAGAGACCCUUCACACUGUGUCUGGACAAGGACAGCAGAAGAGCUUAUAGGAAUGUGAUCAGCAUAGAAGUGUCCCCUUGCCUAGAGCCCAGCUACUGCUUGCAGAAGACAAGGACAUUAAAAUUCAGCCUGCACGAAGCAGAGGAUGUGGGGCUCAUGAAAUACAUGCCCAAGUCUCUGCUAUUGCCCAUUAACACGUUUGCAGGUGUCAUCAAGUGAAGAAGACAAGAGAAAACAAUGUGAGAGGAUGUGACA